GCGGUGGUUUUAACGGUGUGGUUGUCGAGGCGGUUACCACGGGGAUCAUUGCCAUGACCGCCACCACGGCAACCGCUAACGAGCUGUGAGGGAGAGGAGGCUCAGGUUGCCGGUUUGGUGCCGGGGGACCCAGGAGCCAGGCAGCAGGAGAGACGAUGAGGAGGAAAAGGAGAAGCUGAGAGAGAUUUGAGUUUGAAACGUCAGCUGAGAGGAAGCGAGGAGAGGAAGAGGAAAGCAGAAGUGACCGGCUCUGAGGACGACGGUUCUGCAGAGUUUCCCCUGCCGGGUUUGAACCUUCAUGCUUCAGUGAGUCCGUCUGGUUCCCCCCGGGUCCGGAGAUUUGUUUGGGUUUCAGAGAGGACGGAUGAGCAGCUGAAGGUUGACUGACCAUCUGACCCUCUGAUCAGAACCGGGCCUCGCUGGCGGCCAUGGCGGCCCGACUACUCCUCCUCUUCCUCUCCCUCUCCCUCUUCCUGUUCGUCUCCAUGGCGAUCGGAGACGCUCAGUUCCCGUCCGGACAGCGGAUGAAGCCGCGCAUCCAGAGAGACAGACGCAACAUCCGGCCGAACAUCAUCCUCAUCCUGACGGACGACCAGGACGUGGAGCUCGGAUCCAUGCAGGCCAUGAACAAAACGCGCCGCAUCAUGGAGGAGGGCGGGACCUUCUUCUCCAACGCCUUCGUGACCACGCCCAUGUGCUGCCCGUCGCGUUCGAGCAUGCUCACUGGGAAGUACGUCCACAACCACAACACCUACACCAACAACGAGAACUGCUCGUCGUUGUCGUGGCAACGCCAGCACGAACCGCGGACCUUCGGAGUCUACCUCAACAACACGGGAUACCGAACAGCUUUCUUUGGGAAGUACCUGAACGAGUACAACGGGUCGUACGUUCCCGCUGGGUGGAGGGAGUGGCUGGGCCUGGUGAAGAACAGCCGCUUCUACAACUACACCCUGAGCCGCAACGGCGUCCGGGAGAAACACGGAGCGCAGUACCCUCAGGAUUAUCUGACUGACCUGAUCACAGCCGAGUCCAUCCGCUAUUUCCGCUCCUCGAAGCGGAUCUACCCGCACCGGCCGGUCCUGAUGGUUCUGAGCCACGCCGCGCCGCACGGACCCGAAGACUCGGCGCCGCAGUUCAGCAACGCCUUCGCCAACGCAUCACAGCACAUUACUCCCAGUUACAACUACGCCCCAAACCCAGACAAGCACUGGAUCAUGCGCUACACGGGCCCCAUGAAGCCCAUCCACAUGGAGUUCACCAACGUGCUGCAGAGGAAGCGGCUGCAGACGCUGCUGUCUGUGGACGACAGCGUGGAGCAGCUCUUCAACAUGCUGGUGGAGACGGCAGAGCUGGAGAACACCUACAUCAUCUACACGUCCGACCACGGCUACCACAUCGGGCAGUUCGGCCUAGUUAAAGGUAAAUCCAUGCCGUAUGAGUUUGACAUCAGAGUCCCGUUUUACAUCAGAGGACCGAACGUGGAGCAAGGCGGCAUAAACCCCCACAUGGUCCUGAACAUCGACCUGGCUCCCACCAUCCUGGACAUCGCGGGCCUGGACACGCCGCCGGACAUGGACGGGAAGUCCAUCCUGUCCCUGCUGGACACGGACAAACCUGCCAACAGGUUCCAGGUGAGCAGGAAGCCGAAGGUGUGGAGAGACUCGUUCCUGGUGGAGAGAGGGAAGUUGCUGCACCAGCAGGUGGAGGGGAAGGAGGUUUCUCAGGAGGAGAACUUCCUGCCCAAACACCAGCGAGUCAAAGACCUGUGUCAGAGAGCCGAGUACCAGACGCCCUGCCAGCAGACCGGACAGAAGUGGCAGUGUGUGGAGGACGCGUCCGGAAAACUGCGGCUCUUCAAGUGCAAGAAUGAAGGGGGCGGACCCAAGGUCUUCCAGAGGGGCGUGGCCAGCCUCCAGCAUCCAAUCAGCAUCAAGUCUCAGCUGUACGCUCCCAACCCGGAUGCCUGCAACUGCGACUUCAGCGACCUCCUGCCCUCGAGCCUCCGGCCCUCCGUGACGACGUCGUUCAAGAACAAGUCCUUCUUCUCCAAGAAGAAGUUUAAAACCCUGAAAAGCUUCUCAAGGAACCGCUACAGCCGCUCGCUGUCCGAGCUGAACGGUUACCCUGGCAACCAGACCCUGGUGGGCGGAGCCAGUCAGAACGAACCCGAGGACGAGUUCAGCGGGAUGGGAGGAGUUACCGAUGCACCGGCGCCAUCUAGCGCUGUCAGAGUGACUCACAGGUGCUCCAUCCUGUCCAACGCCUCUGUGAAGUGCGACACCAGAGUUUAUAAAUCUCUGCAGGCCUGGAAAGACCACAAGCUGCACAUCGACCACGAGAUCGAGACUCUGCAGACCAAGAUCAAGAACCUGAGAGAGGUCAGAGGUCACCUGAAGAAGUCCCGCCCCCUGGAGUGCGACUGCAACAAGUACCUGUACAAAGCCAAACUGAAGAAGAAGCUUCGCUUCAGAGGAGGAAGCCUUCAUCCCUUCAGCAGGAAGGGCGGGGCCUGGAAUAAGAAGAGCUGGCUUCAGAAGGAGCAGAAGAGGAGGAAGAAGAUGAGGAAGAUAAUCAAGAGGAUCAGGAACAACGACACGUGUUCGAUGCCUGGACUCACCUGCUUCACACACGACAACCAGCACUGGCACACCGCCCCCUUUUGGACAUUGGGAUCGUUCUGCGCCUGCACCAGCGCCAACAACAACACCUACUGGUGCCUGAGGACCAUCAACGAGACGCACAACUUCCUGUUCUGUGAGUUCGCCACCGGAUUCCUGGAGUACUUUGACCUGAGCACCGACCCGUACCAGCUGAUAAAUGCCGUCAGCUCGUUGGACCGGACGGUUCUGAACCAGCUGCACGUCCAGCUGAUGGAGCUCAGAGGCUGCAGGGGUCACAAGCAGUGCAAUCCUCGCACGCGCUCAGUAGAGCUGGAGGUCCAAUCUGGGACGGAUGGAAGGGAUAAGCUUCCUGAUUGGCUGACACCGGCUCCAGACUCCGCCCACCACAGCCGUCUGAAGCAGGAAGGCGUGGCCAUGGAGGUGACAUCACAGAUCGACCGCCACGCCCCUGUGUCGGCGGUCAGCCAAUCACCUUCUGCUACUUUUGUGACAUCACUGGGAGGAAAUGCUGGACGCGCCUCUUCAUCAUCUGCUCCUCCCUCCUCUUCCUCCUCUCCGUCGGGCUGCUGCUGUCGCUCCGAGGAGGAAGAGGAGGAAGAGGAGGCUGAGGCAGGAGGAGCAGGAGGAGAACAGGGAAAGGAAACAUUUAGAAAGCAUCGCUGUUAAAGUCGCAUCUUCCCAGAUAAAUUCCUCCUUAUUCUUGUCUGAUUUUGAAUUAAAUUUGAGAAAAUUUCUUCUUUUUAGAAAGUUGAGUCAGAAUCCUUCCUCCUCCUCUUCCUCCCAUCGGCCGCCUUCAUCUCGUGUUUUGUAUUUAGUUUGUCUGCGAGGCGCUGAAGGACCGCUUCGUGUUUGACGUCGCCACUAAUGUGGUCAUGUGAUUUCCUCCUUUAACUUCACUGUUGGUUACCAUGGUGACCGACAGCAUUACUAACCCACGGCGCGCCACCGCCGCGAGAAGACGACGAGAACUUUUCUGAUUGGAGGAGGAGUUCCUGACGUCUCGUGAGCCAAUCAGAGACAGGACUCUGUUUUUGUGUGUGUUUGAACCGUCCAAUCACCUUCCUCCUCCUCCUCCUCCUCUUCCUCCUCCGUUUUAUCCACUGAGCUGAUGGAGGAACGGAUCUGGAGGAAGGAAAGGUUUCCAGGAAAACAUGACUGGACUCACACAGGAAGUUGAGAUGUCAACUUCCUGUCUGCAGAGUUUCUCUAGUAUUCAUUCAUAAAGUAGUUUCUGUUCGGUAAGGGCAGAGAUUUGCUCUGUUGGGCGGGACAUGACGUCUUUACUCUGCAGUUUUAACUCUGAUUUCCUACAUUUCCUACAAUGCCUUCAUGAAUGUGUGGAGUUGCUGUUCAACAUGUCAGCUUCCUCCUGCUAGCUCUGCUAGCUAUCAAAAAUCAGAAAAUGCCGAGUCAUUGGUUGCUAUGGCGAUCCCCUCCUUAAGAGACGUGCAGGUGGAGAAAUUCAGCAAUAUUAUAAAUCACAACAUGAACAUGAUUAUGUUUUGGUUGAAACUUGUAAAGACUUUAUGGUGAAUAAAUGUGAUGUUUUCUGAUCUGCUCAGAAACUAUGGAAACCCAUUCAUACCAUGAAACAGGAAGUCAUAUUAUUAACCUUUAUAGUAUCAUUCUUGUUGUUACUACCAGAGCUUCUGUUAGUAAUACUUGUACCUAUGAGAAUAUUGAAGAUUAUUACUUUAUUUAAUGUACUGCAUUAAUAAAGAACCUGAGAGAAGAAUGAAGGUAGAAAGAGGAAACAUCGAUCAAUGUUUUUCAAUAAGUUUAUUCUUUUAUCUAUUCCUUUGAACGUUUAUAACUUACUGUUUUGUUUUUGUACUUUACAUAUAUUGAUGUUAAUAUUCCAUUAACAUCAAUAUAUGAAUAUUUUAAAAUCAGAGGAAGCACGGCCGUUUUCCUCUUUAUUCUGACUUUAAAACUUGUAUUUAUGACUUCCUGUUUUCUUUCUUUAAUGGCAGGAAUGGGCUUCCAUAUGAAUCUCCUCUUUCUGCAUUAAAAUGUUUUUAUGAUUUGAGUAAAACGGAGGAUCUGCUGGAAGCAGGCUGGUUGAUUCUGUGUGAUUCGGACUCUGGACCUGUGAAGGUUCACGUUGGGUUCAGUCCGUCUGACCCAGAGGUUGCUGGUUCUGGGUUCAGUCCGUCUGACCCAGAGGUUGCUGGUUCUGGGUUCAGUCCGUCUGACCCAGAGGUUGCUGGUUCUGGGUUCAGUCUGUCUGACCCAGAGGGUGCUGGUUCUGAUCCAGAAGCUGUUGGAGAAGUUCCCUCCUCUCCGGUGUGAAUCCAGUCCGUCUCGCUCCGAUCCGCCAACCUUGGUUGUGUUUGAAUGUAAAAGUUUAGAUGUGUUUUUAUUUGUAAAGAUCGGGCCGGUUCUGACCGGACUGGACACGCAGAAGGACAAACUGCAGAGCACUUUGACUGAUGGAUGAUUGUUGCAGCCCCACUGACCGGUGGAAACACGGGUCACUGAGUUUAGUCUGUGAAUAAAGUGUUGAACGCCAAA
Xiphophorus couchianus (Monterrey platyfish) is the source of this 5138-nucleotide messenger RNA. Its product is annotated as extracellular sulfatase Sulf-2-like. NCBI's taxonomy places the organism in Eukaryota, Metazoa, Chordata, Actinopteri, Cyprinodontiformes, Poeciliidae. Gene Ontology annotation, cellular component: cell surface; endoplasmic reticulum; plasma membrane. The record is from RefSeq and is a predicted model, not a curated record. Gene Ontology annotation, molecular function: N-acetylglucosamine-6-sulfatase activity; glycosaminoglycan binding. The transcript is spliced from 21 exons. Gene Ontology annotation, biological process: positive regulation of vascular endothelial growth factor production; glomerular basement membrane development; negative regulation of fibroblast growth factor receptor signaling pathway. The coding region runs from base 429 to 3290 and encodes 953 amino acids.